AUGUCAUUUGAAUAUUCUCAAGAGAUUAGUAAUGAUUAUGAAAAAUUAUUUGAAAAUAAAAAAGGAUAUGAUGUAAUUAUAUAUGCUGGUGAAAAUGAAAAUUUAAAAGAAAUUCAUGCACAUUCACUCAUUCUACGUACUAGGUCUCAAUAUUUUAAUACAACAUUCUGUAAUAAUUUGGUCAAGAAAGAAAAUGGAAAGUUUAUUUUUAAAAAACCUAACAUUUCUUCAAAUUUAUUUGAAAUUAUUUUAAGAUUCAUUUAUUGUGGAAAAAUUGAUUUGAAAAACUUGCAAGGUCCCGAAAUGUUAAAACUUUCAAUGGUAGCGGAUGAACUUAACGUUCCAACAUUAAUAUUCUGUAUCCAAAAGUAUUUAAUUAAAGAUCAUUAUGAAUUUUUACAAGAAAAUCUUAUGGAUAUUUUUCAAACAUUUUAUCAAAAUGAAUUAUUUAUAAGUUUAUUGAAUUUUUGUUUUAUUGAAAUUGAAAUUAUAUUUGACUCUGAUAAAUUCACCAGUCUAGAAGCACCAUUAUUGGAAUUCCUUUUAAAACAGCAUGAUUUGAAUUUAAGUGAGAUUGAAAUUUGGGAAGGUUUAAUUAAAUGGGGAUUAGCACAAGAUCAAGAACUUAAUAAAGAUGUUUCUAAAUGGAAUCAAGAGGAUUUUAAUAUCUUUAAAAAGAUUCUUAAUAAAUUUAUCCCUUUAAUUAGAUUUUGUGGAAUAUCUAGUGAGGAUUACUUUGAUAAAGUAAAACCUUAUGAAGAAAUUUUACCUAAAGAAUUACGAGAAGAAAUCUCAAAAUUUCACCUAAUUCUCGGAUAUAAACCGUCAUUUAAUCUUUUAUUACCGAGAUAUAGUAUUGAUUCUAAUUUAGCUAUUCGAAAACACUUUACAGUUUUUGCAAGUUGGAUUGAUAAAGAAAGGGGUAAAUUGAAUUACAAGUUUAAUCUUUUAUAUAGAGCUAGUAGAGAUGGUGAUACAGCUGCAGCUUUUCAUGCUAAAUGUGAUAACAAGGGAGCUACUAUAGUUGUAGCAAAAAUUACAAAUUCAGAACAAAUAGUUGGGGGUUAUAAUCCACUUGAAUGGGAUUCAAAUAACUGUAGUAAGUCAACAAAAGAUAGUUUUAUAUUCUCAUUCACAAAUAAGAAUAAUUUUCGGACUGCGAAAGUAGUUUACAGUAAAGAAGAUCAACAUUCUGUACGAUGUUAUGAAUAUUGUGGUCCAUUCUUUGGUUUUGGUGAUUUAUAUACAAAUUAUGCCUUUUCUAAUGUUUGGAAAACUGAAUUUAGAAGGUCUUAUCCUACACUUGAUUUACCUGAUAGUAUGAAUGUUGAUGACUAUGAAGUAUUUCAAGUUAUCAAAAAGUAA
Molecule: messenger RNA, 1365 nt
Organism: Rhizophagus irregularis DAOM 181602=DAOM 197198
Lineage: Eukaryota; Fungi; Glomeromycota; Glomeromycetes; Glomerales; Glomeraceae
Source: RefSeq, a predicted model, not a curated record